Lagopus muta (rock ptarmigan) is the source of this 2176-nucleotide messenger RNA. It is a transcript of the gene ACBD4, whose product is annotated as acyl-CoA binding domain containing 4. Gene Ontology annotation, biological process: fatty acid metabolic process. The record is from RefSeq and is a predicted model, not a curated record. Gene Ontology annotation, molecular function: fatty-acyl-CoA binding. The transcript has 9 exons. The coding region runs from base 1 to 1944 and encodes 647 amino acids. Lineage: Eukaryota; Metazoa; Chordata; Aves; Galliformes; Phasianidae.
AUGUCCCCACCCCGUGCCCCGUCCUGUUAUUCUGCCCUGUCCCCGCGCCCUGUCCCUUUACACCGUCCCCACUCCCUGUCCCCAUCCCCAUGCUCCGUCCCUUUAUUCUAUCCCCAUAUUCUACCCCAUCACACCGUCCCACUCCCUGUCCCCAUAUCGUCCCUAUACUCUGUCCCCACGUCCUAUCCCCACUCCCUGUCCCCAAAUCCCUGCCUGCACUCCCUGUCCCCAUACCGUGUCCCAAUACUCUGUCCCCAUGCCCUACCCCAUCACACUGUCCCCAUUCCGUCCCUAUACACUGUCCCCACGUCCUAUUCCCACUCCCUGUCCCCAAUACCGUCCCUAUUCCCUGUCCCCAAAUCCGUGUCCCCACUUUCUGUCCCUGCACUCGGUCCCCUCCCGCCCCGCCCCACGCGGCCGGCAGGGGGCGCCACAGCGCGCGUUCCCCGCUCUCCCAUUGGUUGCAGCGCGCUCCGCCUCCAGCAGGGGGCUCCCGCGCUACGCCGCUAUUGGCUCGGAGGAGGCGGGACAGCGCGGCCCGUUUCGCAAGCGGCGCGCCGAUUGGGCGCGGCACGGCGGCGCAGACGGAAGCCUCGCGCUGAUUGGCUGCGCGCUUUCCCCUCACGGAGAGCCGAGCGGCGGGGCCGGCGGAGCGGGGCCAUGGCGGAGCCGGGCUGCGGGGCUCAGUUCCAGGCGGCCGUGCGCGUCAUCCAGGGGCUGCCCCGGAGCGGUUCGUACCGGCCUUCCUACGAGGAGAUGCUGCGCUUCUACAGCUACUACAAGCAGGCGACGGCGGGCCGCUGCCAGGAGCCUCGGCCCGGCUUCUGGGACCCCAUCGGCCGCUACAAGUGGGACGCGUGGCACAGCCUAGGCCGGAUGAGCAGGGAGGAGGCCAUGGCCGCGUACGUGGCCGAGAUGAAGAAGGUGGCCCAGAAGAUCAUCGCCACGCUGCGCCCGGACGAGACGACGCAGGAGAUGUUCCGCUACUUCGAGCCGCUCUACGAGGUGAUCCGCGACAUGCCGCGGCCCCCGGAGGGCUUCUUCCGACGGCCGGGCGAUGAGCAGGAGCAGCCGGCCGAGCACGGCCAGGAGGAGCAAGCAAACGGCCCGGCCCCAGAGCGGCCGGAGGAUGCACUGCCCAGGGAGCAGCAGGACGGGCAGCAGAUGCCAGCCCUGCUGGCCGUGCCGAGCUUUCGCCCCACGCGCACAGCGGCUCCGCAGCCGCCUCCCAUCACGCCGGGCUGCCUGUGCUUCCUUGCAGGAGCAAGGCCGGCUCCUGCUGCCGACACGCGCCAGGGCAGCCAGGGCACCAGCGACUCCGAGGGGGAAGUGUUCUGCGAUACCAUGGAGCAGAUGGAGCCUGAGCAGGCUGGGCAACUGCUGGCUGAGCGGGGGCUGGUCCCAAAGAGCGCCCCGGCCGGGCGCGUGGCUGGGCGGGCAGAGCGGGGUGAAGGCAGAAGACGGGAGGGGAGCGGCGGUGCCGACCUCGCGGCCCGGGGCUCUGACAGAGAUCCGCAGCUCACCGGGGCAGAGGAGGACGCGGGGAGCCCCGCCGAGCCCACUGCCGUGGAGCAGCAGCUGCUGCCGGAGCUGGACGCCCACGUGGCCGGCACCGUGCGGGCCCUGCAGGACGACAUGCAGCGCGUGCUGGAGCGGCUGAGCGAGCUGGAGCUGCUCACCUCCGCGAAGGACGCACCUGGGGCCGAUCCCGGAGAGCUGCUCGCUGUGCAGGUGAGUGGGGUGGGAGGCAGCGCUGCGCAGUCCCUGCCGGCCUGUGCUCGACGUCCGGGCGGCUCUGUGACCUCGGCUGUGCUGCUGGGGGCGGUGACCGGGCUGGGGAGGGGUCCUUCAGCAGGAGAGCAGGAGGUGGCCGUGGGGCAGGCAGCAGGGACAGGUGUGAGGAACGCGUCCCCCUGCAAUUCUGUCCCCGUGCCCCGUCCCUGACAACGGCGGAGCGAUGCGGUGAGACCCCAGCAGGACGAUGGGCGCAAAAGGGACGGCAGCGCUCGGGGCGUUGGGUGCCGCCCCGCUCUCCCACAUCUCUCUGUCCCUCUCCAGGCGGAGUCCCCGUGGCCGCUACCCGCGUCCCCGCACACCCUGCUGUUCCUCGUGGCCUGGCCCUUCGUCACCCAGUGGCUGCUGCGGCGCUGGCGGGGCAGGAAGAGGUGACGCGUCC